This is a messenger RNA of Rotaria sordida, 891 nucleotides long. NCBI's taxonomy places the organism in Eukaryota, Metazoa, Rotifera, Eurotatoria, Philodinida, Philodinidae. The record is from the annotation of a GenBank genome assembly.
AUGUAUAAAAAAUCAAUAGUUCGUAUUGAAAAUGAAAAUCAAACUGAUCUAAACAACCCAGCUUUGAAUGAUAUUAUAGCAACAAAUCAUGUAGUAUUUACAAAGAAACCACAUAAAGAACGAUUAUCACGUGCAUGUAAAGCUGCUAUUUUGAUGCUAAGUCUAGGUCUUGUGGCUAUUGGCAUUAUUGUACUUACAUUGGUUCUAGCACAUUCUCGUAAUACACAUAUGGCUGUUAUGUCACGAUCUGCUGAAACAAAUUUCAUAGUAACAUCAAAUAAUAGUCGAUUUCUUUUUGUAAAUCAAGAAGAUUUGACAACAAUAACCAAUGAACAAACAGAAAAUGGAUAUUGGCCAGAAAAAACUGUCAUUUUGACAAGUAAUAAUUUACAUACGUUAACAACUCAAAAUGUUGAUAUGUCAUCAUCGAUAAUGAGAACAAAACAAAAUGAAUAUAUACACUCCGAUACACAAUCAAUGAAAACUUAUCCAUCAUCGAAUAUAAUAGUUAAUGAACAUGCGACAAUUUCGACAACUAUUCAAACAACAAUUUCUAAUCAACAAACAACAUUUGCACCUAGUAGUCAUCACUUCACAACUAUGAUGACAACUGAAAACGAAUUAACAACGAUAAUGGAAAGUCAAGAAUAUAUUGAAAUGUCAUCAAAUAGUGCAAUGACGAGUAUUGUUGAAAGUAAUUCAACAUUAACCCAAGAUAAUACAACGCCAAUGCCUGAAGAUACGUCAUCUACUAUUUUCAUAAAUCGUUAUUUUAAUAUUGAAUCCUCAACAAUUGCCAAUGACGAUGAAAAUAAAAGACAAAUGUUGGCUAAAAAAAAUAAGAACAAUUCCACAGAAGAAGAUAUUAAAGACGAUGUUUUAUUUUCAUGA